Molecule: messenger RNA, 1579 nt
Organism: Lottia gigantea (owl limpet)
Lineage: Eukaryota; Metazoa; Mollusca; Gastropoda; Lottiidae
Exons: 2
Coding region: 287-1579 (430 amino acids)
Source: RefSeq, a predicted model, not a curated record
AAGAAUCUGAAUGAAAAUAGUAUAUUUACUUUAAUUGUUUAUUAGAAACAGAAAUGAUGCAGGAUUAUACUUCAAAAUUGUAGCACACGUGAGCGGCUUAAGGCUAGGACAAGAGGACAAGAAGAUAGAUUGCGAUCAAAACGGAUUAUACAAUUAAUCGAAUCCAUUCGUCGUGUUUGAGUUUGGCUCGGUGAUAAGAAAUAUUGUGUACUUAAUUUGUGGACCUUUUUAUAAAACGUGAUAGAACACAUUCAUAUGACAAAAUUUGUAUACGAAUCUUGCCAAGAUGAUGUCAAAAUAUAGGAGUCGGAGAAACGGGUCAAAUGGACGUACGGUUAGGUUUAAUUCUGGAGCCAAACGUGAUCCUGGAAGUCAUCUUCGAUAUACAACCGACAAUUUAGACACAGGAUUCUCACUUCAAAAAUAUUCCGGAGGUUCGGAUACUUAUCCAAGUAAAAGAUAUACAGGCGGAUUGGACAAUUAUCCCAAUCAAAAAUAUUCAGAUUACAGAGUGUAUCAUGAUGAUGAUGUGGAAAUGUCAUACCCAAAAUUACGUCAGAGUUAUGGCGUAAGUGGAAAGUCUGAAUAUGGAGGCUACCCCAGUUACCUCGACUUAUCGUACAGAAAACUGCCGCCAUCCUACAAUAAAACAAUGUAUUCAAGUCAGGGUCAACUUGAACCUCGUCUGGCCAGAGGAAUUUUGAAGAAAAAUGAAGCCUUUCUACGACGUCACUUAGUUUUAUCACGAAGCGUUUUGGAAAAAUUAGUUGACGUUGGUUUAAUUGGCGACGUAAUGAAGAGAAGAAUAUUGCAUAUGGAUGCCAUGGUUCAAGUUGCUGAACUGAUCCGGCUAUUGGAUGAUCGUGGAUUGGGAACACUCCACAAAUUCCUACAAGUUCUUAGGGAGACUGGAUCAGGAUGGAUUGCCGACGUCCUUCUGGACACUGAUGCUAUUGAAUACGAAGAUCUGACAAGCCGGGAUGAACAGUUUGAUCCCGUGGACCAUUACGAGAAUCGAUUGAACAGAUACAAUCACGGAGCUCUGAAGAGAUAUGACAGUGCCGAUGACCUGGCCAUGGCUCCAACCAAAAAGUACGGACCAUGGACUGCCAGAGCUCCAAGCCCAGAUUCAAGCUUCCGACGAUCCAAAGUCUCUCUCCAUGAUGUCCUUAACUCGAAGAAUAAUGGUUAUCCGGACGUAAGAGGACAGGUUCGCCCAGGAUUCUUUCUAGCUAACUCUGGAAUCUCUGGAGCUUUAUCUGGUGGAAGAUCGACUAAUGAAGUACCAAAAGUCAUCAACAACCUGGAGAGUCAUUUCCGUCAGCAGACCAACACAAAUGAAGUGGCUCUAUCGUCCUUGAAGCAGGAAGAAAUGGCUAUUAGGGAGUUGAUGGAUCAGAACCGAAACGAGCAGCAGAAGGUGAGAAAGAACCAAUACACCUUGAUGGACAUUAACCAGAAAUUGAAGGAUGUCAACAUCCGUACCAAUGAAAUUUACGAUCCGACCGAGAAUGCUGCAGUAUCAUCUUACAGGUUGAAUCAGCUGAACCAGAUUCCAUGGGCAACAUCAAGAUAUUAA